Diorhabda carinulata is the source of this 903-nucleotide messenger RNA. RefSeq names its product trypsin-like. Gene Ontology annotation, molecular function: serine-type endopeptidase activity. The transcript has a single exon. Gene Ontology annotation, biological process: proteolysis. Bases 16 to 870 code for a protein of 284 amino acids. The record is from RefSeq and is a predicted model, not a curated record. Lineage: Eukaryota; Metazoa; Arthropoda; Insecta; Coleoptera; Chrysomelidae.
ACGAAAACAUUCAAAAUGAACGUCAAUAAUAAGAAACUUAUGAACAUGUCCUUUUGGUCGUUUGUAAUAUUAUACUGCAUACAAUUUAGAAUAAUUUCAUCGGAGGAUGCCCAUCUACGCAUAAUAGGAGGAACAAAAUGUGAAUCAAAUUACCCAUUCAUGGUAUCUAUAAGAGCGAAUAAUCACCAUUACUGCGGUGGAACACUAAUAGCCCCACAAUGGGUACUCACUGCCGCACAUUGCCUCGUAAUAAAACUAGAAGACGUCGUUAUCGGUAGUAAUUUCCUGAUUCCGAAAAGUACAGACAUAUUCUUUAAAACGUACAUAGUCAAACAGACGGCCCAUCCUGAUUUCGAUCUUGACAGUAUGAUAAACGACAUAGCAAUUUUGAAGUUAGCGGAACCAGUUUCCUUUCUCAAAUUCGUUGAGCUUCCUAAAGGAAAACUGCGUGCGGAUAUAACGACUUUUUGUAAUGAUUCGACGGUUAUGGGAUGGGGGUUGCAGAAGAUAGGAGGUUCACCUGUUAACGAAUUAAGUUGCGUUCACUUAACACCGAUAUCCUUGAAGAAAUGUCAGGUUUUACUUGGAGAAAUUAUAGCAGAGGAAGCGAAACAAAUUUGUACUUUUAGUAGUGGUAAAGACGCUUGUCAAGGAGACUCAGGUGGACCUUUACUGUGUGACGACGUGCAAUAUGGGAUUGUUUCUUGGGGAGUUGGAUGUGCCGAUGAUCACUUUCCUGGAGUUUUUACUAGAGUUGAUGAUUAUGUCGAUUUCAUUGAAUACACUAUGAAUAAUAGUGAAGUACCACGGACCUGCGUCAAAUUUAUCUUUUUAAUGCUUGUAUUUCAUAUAAAAUUCUUUAUAAAAUGAAAAUAUAAGAUACUAUAUACAAUACAAAGUAAA